CACGCGGCGCUCUCGGUCAAGAUCAGGGUGCCCGGGAUGUGAAAACUCUCGCGGGAAGAUGUGUCGUUGCCUCAGUAACCGCGUCGCGGUCCGAAAGAUGGCGGGACGAAGUGUUGGUCGUGGGAGACGCAGCGUUCCCGGGACUCCGCUCCCGCCGCGCACCCGGCGACCGGCGGCACCUGGACCGGACCUUCUCGCCAAGGAAGAAGAAUAUAAGCGUAUAAAUGCAGAAUUAGAGGCAAAAACUGCUGACCUGGUUCGACAAGCUGAGGAAGUAAUAAGAGAUCAGCAAGAGUUCCAAUCAAGGCCUAUAUCAGCACAAAUUAAGUCAUAUAAAGAAGAAAAUGAUUACAGUUUAAGAGGUCCAUUAACAUCUGAAGGGAUAGUUCAUCUACAUUCAGAAACUAAGCCAAAGACCAAAAACAUUAUUCCUGUAAACAAGGUUCAAAACCGACUACGCUCUUCAAAUAAAGGAAUGAAAGAAAAUUCAAGUGAUAAAUUGAAAUACUCUGAUGUCCAGACUGCUAAUGAUGUUGCUAUUCCAGAGGAAUUCUCAGACUUCUCUCUUGAAAAAACAGUUAGCAAAAUUGAAGGGAAACUGGAAGAAGAAGGCUUACCUGAAUAUAUAGAUGAUGAUAUCUUCUCUGGUGUUAGUAAAGACAUUGGAACAGAAGCACAGAUCAGAUUUCUAAAGGCCAAACUUCGUGUUAUGCAAGAGGAAUUGGAUAACGUUGUAUGUGAAUGCAAUAAAAAGGAGGAUGAAAUUCAGGAAUUAAAGUCUCAAGUAAAAACUUUUGAGGAAGAUUGUGUGAGACAGCAACGAACACUUAAUGUACAACAGUCUCAAAUAGAAAAAUAUAAAACUCUUUUUGAAGAAGCGAACAAAAAAUGUGAUGGAUUACAGCAACAGUUGUCUUCAGUAGAAAGGGAAUUAGAAAAUAAAAGAAGACUACAAAAACAGGCUGCCACUAGUCAGAGUGCCAUGGAAGUUCGCCUGAAUAGAGCUCUAGAAGAAGCGGAGAAGUAUAAAUUAGAGUUGAGUAAAUUAAGGCAGAAUAACAAGGAUAUAGCAAAUGAAGAGUACAAAAAAAUUGAAGUAUUAAAAUCAGAAAAUAAGAAACUAGAAAAACAAAAAGGAGAAUUAAUGAUAGGGUUCAAGAAACAAUUAAAAUUAAUUGAUGUUUUAAAAAGGCAGAAGAUGCAUAUUGAAGCUGCGAAGAUGCUAUCUUUUACUGAAGAAGAAUUUAUGAAGGCACUUGAAUGGGGAAAUCCAUGAGUAAACAUAAAUUGGGGGAAUUCAAAAUAUUUUAAGUAUCUUCUGCUAUCUUUCUUAUAACCUGCCUAGUCCUUUCGUGUUUUCACAACUCCACUUGAAAAUGUGUUCUAGAGAAUCAU
Molecule: messenger RNA, 1395 nt
Organism: Tupaia belangeri chinensis (Chinese tree shrew)
Lineage: Eukaryota; Metazoa; Chordata; Mammalia; Scandentia; Tupaiidae
Gene: TEX9
Product: testis expressed 9
Exons: 12
Coding region: 59-1276 (405 amino acids)
Source: RefSeq, a predicted model, not a curated record